AUGGCCUUUUCAUUACUAUCAUCACCAUCACUUGUUUCUAUUUGUGACAAAUCUUAUAUCAAACCUUCCUCUCUCACCCCUCCUACACAUAGAUUUCACAAGCUAUCUUUCAUCGAACAAUCUUUCAGUAGUAUGUAUAUUCCUUUGGCACUUUUUUACCCUAAAGUACAACAAAGAGAGCACUCAAACAAUUCUCAUGAACAUUCCCACAUAGCUAACUUGCUACAAACAUCUCUAUCAAAAACUCUUGUCUCCUACUAUCCUUACGCUGGAGUGUUGAGAGACAAUUCUACUGUUGAUUGUAACGAUAUGGGAGCAGAGUUUUCGAGUGUUCGAAUAAAGUGUCACAUGUCUGAAAUCCUUGAUCAUCCUGAUGCAUCUCAUGCAGAGAGUAUAGUUUUUCCCAAGGAUUUACCUUGGGCGAAUAACUAUGAAGGUGGUAAUUUACUUGUGGCGCAAGUAAGUAAGUUUGAUUGUGGAGGAAUAGCCAUCAGUGUAUGCUUAUCACACAAGAUUGGUGAUGGUUGCUCUGUGAGUAGUUUCCUUAAUGAUUGGGCUAGUCUCACUCGUAAUCACACGAUGACAACAGUUAUUAAUCCUUCUCCUAGAUUUGUAGGAGAUUCUAUCUUCUCUACAAAAACUUAUGGUCCUCUUAUUUAUCCCCAAUUUGUGUCCAAUCUUAGUGAAUGCAUACAGAAAAGAUUAAUUUUCCCUACCGCCAAGCUAGAUGCCCUUCGAGCUAAGGUGGCAGCCGAAUCGGGAGUAGAAAAUCCAACACGGGCUGAAGUUGUUAGCGCGCUUCUUUUCAAAUGUGCAACAAAGGCAGCAUCAAGUACAACUACUUCAAUGUGCCCAUCAAAGUUGAUUAACUUCCUCAACGUGCGGACUAUGAUGAAACCUCGUCUACCUCGUAGUGCUAUUGGAAAUGUAUUGUCCUUAUUUUCCACGUCAGCAAUUAACACAAAUAACGAGGAAGAGAUGAUAUUGCCAAGAUUGGUACAUAAUCUAAGGAAAGGAGUUGAAGUUGCAUCAAAGAAAGAGCAAGUCCAACAAAAUGAAUUCAUCUUACAAGUAAUAGACUCAAUGAAAAAAGGGAAAAUGUUAUUUGAAAAUAAGGAUGAAAAUUGUACAAUGUAUGCUUGCAGUAAUCUUUGCAAAUAUCCAUACUACAGUGUGGAUUUUGGAUGGGGAAAACCUGAAAGAGUGUCUCUAGCAAAUGGUCCCUUGAAGAAUUUCUUCUUCUUGAUGGAUUAUCAAACUGGACUAGGCCUGGAAGCGCGGGUAAUGUUGCACAAACAACACAUGUCUGCAUUUGAAUGCGAUGAGGAACUCCUUCACUUUAUUUCCUAA
Molecule: messenger RNA, 1350 nt
Organism: Solanum dulcamara
Lineage: Eukaryota; Viridiplantae; Streptophyta; Magnoliopsida; Solanales; Solanaceae
Product: acyltransferase Pun1-like
Exons: 2
Coding region: 1-1350 (449 amino acids)
Source: RefSeq, a predicted model, not a curated record